CCUCCUGAUCCCAAAAACUCGAGCUCUUCCUUAUUCAGUUUCACACUGUAUCGCGCCGGACGCAGGUCGCGAGGAGGGGACAUUCGCGUCGUCGCGCGCCCGGUUUCAUCAACCUGCCGCCGCUUUUCAAACUUCGCCAUUUUAUUCGUGUAAGCCGAGCGCAGUCAUGAGUUUGUACAGCGCGCAACGCGGAUUCAACCCGAGUCGACGCGCCGGGUCCCGGAGCGAUCUGAACCAGGCGCCCUCGUAUCCGUAUGCGCGCAGUGAGGUGGUGCCUCAGCGGGGUAAUAAUGGAUACAGUCAGGAGUUUAUGGAAGGAUACAGCCAGAGUUUCUCUCGAGGAUCAAUGACCGCAGGCCAAGUCCCCCCAAUUGCCUCAAUCCAACAGAGGAUCCCAUUUCUUCAGACCCAGUGUCAGGAUUACCUGGACAAGGCAGCAAUACUUUUACAGUCUGGUGGAGAUCAACGAGCUUUAGCUGAAGCUGAAAACUGUUUGGCGGCAGCGAGUGACAUCACUGAACAGCUCCAAGGUUUCGCUUUAGAUCUCAAUCAUCAGAAUCUGCCCACAGACGGUCUCGUGCACAGUAUAAAUGUGUUUUCCGAUCAGAUCAGGGAGUUGAGUGUGAUUCUGACUGGACCUCCACAACAGAAGUGGGGCAACAGAACCCUUCGUCGCAGUUUGAGCCGCGAUGAACCCAAGUAUUUUAGCGAGGCUAUGGCCUGGAUUACACAACAGAAGCGUCUGAUAGAGACGUCUCUAUGGGGUGAUGAUUUGGAGGCCAUCGGGCAGCAGAUAACCAAUCACAGCUCGUUUCAAAGCUCCAUCAAGAGAAGCGUUGAAGUGGAUCGGGCUCGGGCUGAACUGAUGCAAUCCAACAACCAAAAUCCAGAUAUAAACAAACCCUUCCUGAAUAAACUGGAGCAAGAAUGGGACAGUCUGCAGAAAGUAGCGUAUCAGCGGGGUGUGAACUUAAAUGACCUGAGGAACAUCAUCGAAGAGAUAUCCAAUCAGAUUAUGUGGGUGAAUGAAAGAGAAGAAGAAGAGCUGGUGUUCGACUGGGGCGAUAAAAACAUCGAUGAAUACAUUCCCAAAAAAGAGGAGAGCUUUUCUAAGUUAAUGAGUGAAUUGGAGCAAAAGGACAUUCAGCUGAACGUUCUGCGAGGGAAAGUGGACGUCCUGCUUAAAAACAAACAUCCAGCGUCUGAUAAGAUCCAAGCGUAUAUGGAGACAUUACAGACCCAGUGGAGUUGGCUACUGCAGAUCACCAAAUGCAUUCAUGUGCAUCUGAAGGAAAAUGCUCAAUAUAGUCAGUUUUUCAAAGAGACGAGCGUAAUGAACCGUAAACUCCAGAAAGAACACGACAACAUCCGCAAGAACUUCACCUGUGAUAAAUCGACUCCUCUGCAUUCCUUACUAGAGCUUUUACAAGGCCUGGAGAGAGAACGUGAGCGUUUUAUCGAACAGAAGGAGAAGGUCCAGCAGUUGGUGGUCAAGUCUAAGAACAUUAUCAGACUCAAACCCAGAAACCCUGAAGAGAAAGUCGCAGGCCAGCGGAUCCUCGUGCGUGCGCUGUGUGACUUUAGACAAGACGAGAAAACCAUCUAUAAAGGAGAUGAAGGUAUAUUGAAGGACAACUCUGAGCGAACCACAUGGCAGGUGACAGGACCUGGAGGGAUGGACAUGCAGGUGCCAUCGGUUUGUCUGAUAGUCCCACCACCAAAUCCACUGGCUGUUAGUCUGGCCAACAAGAAUUCUCAGUAUUAUGAGGCUAUUUUAUCAGUGUGGAAUCAGCUGUAUAUUAAUGUCAAGAGUAUGAUAUCAUGGCAGUACUGUAUGCUUGACAUUCAACGGAUCAACUCGCUUACCCUUACUAUGUUGUCUAAAAUGGGCCCAGACGAGUACAACAACAUCCUCAAAAGUUUGGAGAUGCACUUUCAGGAAUUCAAAAAACACUCAAAGGGUUCAGAGCUGUUUGGCGCGGAAGACCACAAAGUCAUUGAGACUCAAAUCACAGUCGCCACGGAGCACUAUGAUGCACUGGUUGUACAGCUGCCUACAUACACUGCUAGAGGAGAAGGCUCUGAAUAUACGGUGGCGGUGAGCGUUAAAAUGUUAAAUGAUCUCAACGCUCUUCAGCUGAAGCUGGAUGGGACCGAAUCUUUCCUCAAUACAUUCCUGUACAUCGCUUUAGGAGAGAACGCACCUGAGGAAUGCAGUCGCCAUAUCACUGCCACACAGGCCUUUCAGAAAGAUUUGGCAAGUCUGAGAGGAGAGUUUGUGAGGCUGAAAGACGACGUGCAGGAUGAACUGAAGGACGCAGAUAACACCGAUAAAGCCAAAUACCUGCGCAGUCAGCUAGACAUCAUCAAUCAGAGACUUCUUCACCUGGAGACGUACAAUGCUACACAUCUGCAGAGGUUAAAUUCGCUGAGGUCUCUGCUGAAGGGUUUACUGCAGGUCGACGACAUUGUCAAAGUUUAUGAGGCUCGACUGACUGAGAAAGAAACGGCCUCACUCGAUCCAGAAGAAAUCAAGAAGUACCAGAAUGAGCUUCAGAUUAUGCAUACCGACAUAGAACAGAAAAAGGAAGUACUGGAUCUACAGAUGGUCGAGUUGAACAAAAUUCAUGAGUUGAAUGAACAGAGAGACCAGAGCCGUUACAGGUGUGUUGUGAACACUGAACAGUAUGCCGAGCAUGUGAAUCAGUUAUCAGACCGAUGGAAGCGUAUCCAAGUACAAAUAAGCAACAGGUAUCAUGAUCUGGAUGCAUACGUGCCCAAGCUCAAGCAAUACCUGCUGUCCAGCUCUCAACUCAGUGAUUGGAUCAAUCAAACCCAACGGCAUAUUGACACUCAGCAGGCCAUCAAGACUGAUGACAGCACAGUUUACACCCAACUCCUCAAUCAACAAAAAGCAUUAAACUCUGAAAUUAAAGCUAAAAGAGAACUACUGGAGACUGUCCAGAAAGAUGGGAAUGACUGCAUUAAUGCCAUCAAGAACUAUGAACUAGAAUUAGCAUCUUACAGUGCUGGACUGGAAACGUUGCUCAACAUUCCCAUUAAGAGAACGGUCCUGCAAUCCCCAUCUUCUGCCAUUGUGGAAGAGGUCUCAUCUCUUAAUGCACACUAUUUGGAGUUGCUUACACGUUCAAGUGAUUUCUACAAACUUCUCAUGCUUGGCCUUAAGAACAUGGAAGAAUUGAAGAUUCGCAACACCAGGAUUGAGCUGCUUGAAGAUGAACUUCAGGAACUGAAAGAUGCCAUCAGGGACCACAGUGAGACUAAUGCCGCUUUGCAGAAGACCCUCUCAAAGUACCAAAAAGAGCUCAGUGACUCUCAGGACCACCUGCUUUCUCUGGAGGAGGUGAAGAGGAGCGAGACUUUAAAGUGCAUGGCCACACAGGAGAGCCUGGACUCCUCUAAGAGUCGUCUCCAAGAGCUUAUGGAGGAAAUACGUCGGCUUAAGCUUCAGUUGGAGGAGGUGGAGAGAAAGAAGACAAUUGUGGAUGAGCGGUACACAUUUUUGCGGGAGGAAUACGAUGAAACCAUGAGUAAGAAACUUAAGGAACUGGAGCAGGCCAGUUGGGCCAAGCUGGAGCUGGAGAAGACCGUGUCAGAGCGGACCAAAGAGGUGGAACGUCUGCGCAAGGAGUUAGAGGAGGAAUCUCAACGGGUGAAGGAGGCACAGAUGGAGAUUGCGAAGGUAAGGCAGCUGCAUAGCACAGAGAUGCAGGAGGUGAAACAGACCUUCGAGUCUCAAAUCCUCGUUACACAGACCAACAUGCAGAAGCUUUCGCAGCAGCAGGAAAAUGAAUUGGACGCCAUGCGUCUGGAAUACGAAAGAUUAGAGGGUGAGUCUAGGGAUUUGAAGGAGCAGCUGCAGAGGCUUCGUCUCUCCUUAAGCCAGGAGGAGGUCCAGAGGAAGCACUUGGAGGGAGAGGUGCAGAAACUUAGUUCCGCUGGGACGGAGGAAGGUCGGAAGAGGCACGAACUGGAAUCUCAGGUCCAGCUAAUGCUUAGCCAGAAUCGUGAAGCUGAGAACAAAUGGAAGGAUGUACAGCAGAGCUCCAAUCGGACACUGCAAGAGAAGAAUACUGAGAUUAAUAAACUCACGCGCAGUCUCGAGGAGGAGCGACGCUUGAAACGAGCUUUGGAGGCAGAGAAAAGCCGACUAGAAAAAGAGAUGGGUGACCUCAAAUCCAAGAAUGAAGCUUCUGGUGAGGAACUGGUGAAGCUCCGCUCGUCCCAUCAAGAAUUGAGCCUCAUAAGGGUGGAAUUAGAGGCCCACGCCCUUGAGAAGGGCCGGUCUGAACAGACUAUUGUGCGGCUACAAACACGCAUUCAGGAACUCCAGGAGGAGCUGAAGCGUCUGGAAAGCGAGUUGGAGAAGCAACGUAGAGUGGGAGAAGAAGAGACUGGCAAACGUAGGAAAAUCGAAAUGCAACUUGAAAAGACUAACCAGACUAUGCGAGAGUACACCACUACAAUUAACACACUGCGUAAGAGCCAGGAAGAGACCAAUGUUGAGGCCAAACAGGCGGAUGACGAACGCAAGAGGCUACAGGAAGCCCUGGACCGUAGCUUAAAGGAGAACAAAGCAACUUCUCAGAGCCUGGCUGCCUUGAAAGCUGAGAUGACUACUCUGAAACUACAGUUGACACAGGAGCAGGGUCGUGUCCAAGACAGCAACCAGCGCUACGAGGCCCUUCGUCGUAGUACUGAAGAGAAGACCAGUGCGCUUAACGUAAGCACGUCCGAGACCCAGCGUCUGCAGAGGCUCAAUGAAACUCUUACCAAAGACCGAAACCGCCUUGAGGAGGAGUUGCGCCGUGUGCGUCUGGAGGGCGAGGAACUGCUUAAAAGCAAAAAGAAUGAAGAUCGUGGAAUGGCUGAGCAAAUAGCUUUGUUGCAGAAACAGCUUGAAGCCAGCCAGCGCGCCAGCACAGAGCAUGACAGGCUUAUGCGGCAGCUUUCACGAGAGAGAGAAAAACUGCAGCUGGAGAUAGAACAUACGCAAAAACAAGCCAGUGAGACUUCAUCUAUAAUCCAGACCAGCCAAUCUCAGUGCAUUGAACUGCAGAAAGAGAGGGAUGACCUCAUCACGAGAAUGAAAACCAUGGAACAGGAUAUGAAGCGUUUGAAAGGUCUAGAGGAGGAGCUACUGCGUUUCAAACUCUCAGCAGAGUCAGAAACACGACUAAAAUUACAGCUACAGGAAGAUAAUGAGAAGAUCAAGAAGGAUUUCGCCGAAUGGAAGAGCAAAUGUGAGACUCACGAGAACAAAAUACGGCAGCUUGGCUCGGAGCGCUCUGCCAUGGAGAGCCAGUUGACCUCUGUCAAAAGCGAAAUGGAAAGGCUAAGGGCGCAACUAAAAGAGGAUGAAGAACGUUACAGAGUGCAAUCACAGACGUGGGAACGGGAGAGAGUUGAGUUGCAAGUGGUUAAAGAGUCACAGCAAAAUAAGAUUCUGACAGUUCCACAGAAACCAGAUGGUGCUAACAAAUACACCCAAACAGACCAACUCGACUCUUCCAAUUUGGUCUUUGAUGGUGUCCGCAAGAAGGUCACGGCACAGCAACUGCAGGACUGUGGUGUGAUUGACAAAGUGACAAUUGAACAGUUGUUAAACGGUCAGCGGACCAUCCAAGACGUAGCCGUUGAUAUCAGGCUCAAUCUUAAAGGCACUGGAGCCAUUGCAGGGCUGGCAGGCGGCCCUAAAGGAAAACUGACCUUCACGGAAGCCAAAAAACAAAAGUUGCUCUCAGACGAAAGUGGAAACAUGUUGCUGGAGGCUCAAGCUGCCACUGGACACAUUAUAGAUCCCAGAGCUAAUGUGAGAAUGACUGUUGAGGAAGCUUGUCUGAAUGGACUGGUGGAUGAAUCUGACAAGAAGCUGCUGUUGACUGCAGAGGCUGCCUGUGUUGGGUUCAGGGAUCCAAAAACUGGCAAGUUGUUGUCAGCUAGCCAAGCCAUGAGAAAGGGAAUAAUCGAAAUGGACACAGCUCUUCGUCUGCUGCAGGCACAGGAGGCGGCCGGAGGGAUCCUUGAUCCCACCCUAAGCGUUUAUCUUUCUAAAGAUGCUGCCAUGGACCGUGAACUCAUUGACGAGGAUCUUUAUCAAGCUCUAAAUGCUAGACCAGAGUGCUACGUUGAUCCAGACACAAAUCUUUCUGCCACCUAUGUUACCUUGAAGAAGCGAUGCAAAGCUGACCUCAGCACCGGCUUACUCCUCCUUCCAGCCCCUGAAAAACCCAUAACUGUACAGGGGCUGCGUGCCGAAGUUAACGUAACAGACCUUGUGGAUGCGAAACUGCUGGAUGCGUCAGACAUGGACCAGUUGAGAGAGGGCAAGAUUACCAGCCAAGACAUAGAACAGAGGCUUCGGGCUUAUCUACGAGAUUCAACCUGCAUUGCUGGAGUUUAUGAUGAGGCCAACAACUGCACUUUGACCAUCUACCAGUCCAUGAAGAAUGGGCUUCUGCGCCCAGGAACUACCUUGGAGCUGUUGGAGGCCCAGGCUGCCUCCGGCUUCAUGAUUGACCCUAUCCAUAAUGAGUACUACACUGUUGAGGAGGCCUGUAAGAAAGGGCUGGUAGGUGUUGAGUUCAAAGACAAGCUUCUUUCUGCAGAGAGGGCAGUCACUGGGUACAAACACCCAGGCACCAAUAAGAUCAUCUCACUUUUUGAGGCCAUUGAGCAGGGUAUCAUAGAGAAAGGUCAUGGUAUUCGCCUGUUAGAGGCACAGAUUGCCAGCGGUGGCAUCAUUGAUCCUGAACACAGUCACAGAAUUGACGUAGAUGUUGCCUAUCAAAGAGGCUAUUUUGGUGAGGAGAUGAACCAGAUUCUGAAAGAUGAAGGAGAUGACACAAAGGGUUUCUUUGACCCCAACACAGAGGAAAAUCUAACAUACUUGCAGCUAAAGAGCCGUUGCACUACAGAUAAAAAGACGGGACUGGUGCUUCUUCCUCUUCAUGAUAAGAAAAAGACACAGCAAAAGAACUCGCUAAGGAAGAGGAGGGUCUUGAUUAUCGAUCCAGAAACUAAUAAAGAGAUGACAUGCCGUGAAGCCUACGAUAGGCAACUCAUAGAUUACGAGACAUUUCUAGAAUUGUCCCAGCAAGAGUGCGAGUGGGAAGAAACGGUCAUCACUGCCUCAGACGGCUCUUCCAUAACAGCUAUAAUGGACAUGAAGACAGGCACUCAGUAUGACCUGAAAGAAAUGCUUAAAAAAGGUGUGAUCGACCAAGAUGUAUUUAACAGCUAUCGCUCAGGAAAUCUCACACUCACACAGCUCGCCGAUCUGAUCACCAGUAAGCUAAAGAACAUUAGCAAACCCCUCAGCCCUUUGGCCUCCUCAUCGUCGUACACAUCACAGGUGUCAUUUAAAAGCCAGACAUUUAAAACUGAAACCAUCAAAUCUGUGGAAACUGUCUCCACUCAACAAGAGCCAUCCUCAAUAAACACUUCCAAGCAUGUUUCCAGCAUGUCAAUCAAAUUGGCCCCAUUGUUAGAAACAGUAGAGGAACAGAAUCCAGUUGGAGCUAUCUUUGACACCGAGAAGCUUGAGAAGAUCACCGUGUGUGACGCUUUGAAGCGAGGAAUCAUUGACUCCAUCACUGCACAGCGACUGCUUGAGGCACAGGCCUGCACUGGUGGGAUUGUGAAUCCUGAAAACGGUCGCCGCGUGUCCAUUCAGGAAGCGACCCGUCUUGGUGUGAUUGAUGACGACAUGGCUAAUAGGGUAAAGCCUGCACAGAAAGCUUAUAUUGGUUUCGAAGAUGUGAAAACCAAGCGUAAGAUGUCGGCCGCUGAGGCAGUGAAAGAAAAAUGGCUGCCAUAUGAAGCUGGCCAGCGUUUCCUUGAAUUCCAGUAUUUAACCGGUGGGCUCUUUGACCCAGAACAUGGAACCAGACGUUCGCUUGACGAGGCUUUGCAGUUGGGCUGGAUAGACAUGAGACAGGCUCAAAAGCUUCAAGAUACACGCCAUCACCCCAAGACCUUAACCUGUCCUAAGACAAAGCUAAGGAUAUCCUACAAGGAGGCUCUGGAAGGUUGCAUGAAUGAGGAGAACACGGAAGUCCGCAUGCUUCCUGCUGCUACGGUUUCAUCACGUGGAAUCAGCAGCCCCUACAAUCUCUCUAACCCCGGAUCUGCAUCUGGGUCUCGAAGCGGAUCACGCAGGGGAAGCGUAGACUAUGAUUCAUCUUCCUCUUCAAAAUUUAGCAGCUUCAGCUACAACAAAACUUCUUUCAGCACAAGUUCGCUCUCCUAAACAUAUAUUGCGCUUCUUUAUAAGUAUCCAUGAAAGUAUUUUUAGAUCACACCAUAAGAACAUCAAAUUCACUCAGAUUUAUCAUUUUAAAGCAGUAUCAUACAUUUUAAAUACAGAAAACACUGGAAAUGUUUUUGAACCAAUCAGUACGUUUUUACAGUUUUGUUUUUGGGAAACAAUACCAUUUAAUGUAUAUCUUUAAUCUAAAUGUAGUUAAGUUGAAUGUAUUAGUUUAGAAAAAAAUAUUUUAUUAAUCUGUUUACUCACAAUCUGGGGGUUUGGCAGCUUCUAAAAUGUAUUACAUAGAUUUAAAAGUUGUUUAUAACAUUAGAUGGGUGAGGAUACUACUUUUUUGCACCACUUAGUAACUGCUGUAUCUUUUCUGAAUUUAACUUCCUUUGUUGUUUUUUGAAUUGAUGUACUCUGUGAAGUGAACAUCUAACACAAUUUCUGACAUUUUUAUUUUGAAGUGUUAUUGCUUAAAUAAAGACUUAAUAAAAUGAUUAGCUUACUUGAACAA
Messenger RNA from Misgurnus anguillicaudatus (oriental weatherfish), 8792 nucleotides. The record is from RefSeq and is a predicted model, not a curated record. Lineage: Eukaryota; Metazoa; Chordata; Actinopteri; Cypriniformes; Cobitidae.